This is a messenger RNA of Hemicordylus capensis (graceful crag lizard), 5745 nucleotides long. It is a transcript of the gene PLCB4, whose product is annotated as phospholipase C beta 4. Gene Ontology annotation, biological process: phosphatidylinositol-mediated signaling; lipid metabolic process. Lineage: Eukaryota; Metazoa; Chordata; Lepidosauria; Squamata; Cordylidae. The record is from RefSeq and is a predicted model, not a curated record. Bases 507 to 4127 code for a protein of 1206 amino acids. Gene Ontology annotation, molecular function: phosphatidylinositol-4,5-bisphosphate phospholipase C activity; calcium ion binding. The transcript is spliced from 43 exons.
GCUUGACCCCGCCGGAGGGGAAGAGGAGGUGGUGCCUUGCUCUUCCCUUCACCUGGGCUCCUGCUGCUGCGCCUCUAGCGUGCCGGUGGCUUUGGAUCCCUCGCGGUUCUGGCCACUGGCUAAAAGAAUGGAAGUCUUUCAACCAAAAGGCCAGUAACAGUCUGGUUGGGAGGCCAUGUUAAAUAAGACCUUCGGAACUGAGACAUGGCUGUUGGGAAAAAAAUGUGUUAUGUGUAAACUGAACUGAACUGAAAUUCAGAAAGGACUCUUGGAAUAUAAGCUCAUUGAGGGAACAAUAUGAUAGUUCUUCACAGUGAGAGUUUCUAAGAUGUGAUCUCAGCUGAAAGAUCAUUUAUGAACAAGUUAAAGAGCACUAGUCCCAGAACAGAUCCCUGGGGGACUCCACUGCUUACUUCUCUCCAUUGUGCAAACUAAAGAAGUUUGCAGUACACCAAAUAGAAUUUUAUCUACCCAGAUAAGCACUCCUCAGUCUUUUAAAAACUAUAAUGGCAAAACCAUAUGAAUUUAACUGGCAGAAGCCAGUUCCAACCUUUCUACAAGAUGGAGCUGUGUUUGAUAGAUAUGAAGAGGAGUCUUUUGUCUUUGAACCAAACUGUCUCUUUAAAGUGGAUGAAUUUGGCUUUUUUCUAACAUGGAAAAGUGAAGGCAAGGAAGGGCAAGUUUUAGAAUGCUCCUUGAUCAACAGUAUUCGCUUUGGAGCAGUACCAAAGGAUCCAAAAAUAUUAGCUGCUCUUGAGGCUGUUGGCAAAGCAGAAAAUGACCUGGAAGGAUGUAUAGUGUGUGUCUGCAGUGGCACAGAUCUGGUGAACAUCAGCUUUACGUACAUGGUAGCGGAAAGUGCAGAAGAAGCUAAGCAAUGGGUUGAUGGACUCAGAUCAAUUAUACGUAACUUUAGAGCUAAUAAUGUCUGUCCCAUGACAUGCCUCAAGAAACACUGGAUGAAACUGGCGUUUCUGACUAACACCAAUGGCAAGAUUCCAGUCAGGAGCAUAACAAGAACUUUUGCAUCAGGUAAAACUGAAAAGGUGAUCUUUCAGGCACUUAAAGAAUUGGGUCUUCCCAGUGGAAAGAAUGAUGAAAUAGAACCUUCAGCUUUUACUUAUGAAAAAUUUUAUGAACUGACACAGAAGAUUUGUCCUCGUACUGAUAUAGAGGAUCUUUUUAGGAAGAUCAAUGGAGACAAAACUGAUUAUUUAACGGUAGACCAAUUAGUGAGCUUUCUAAAUGAACAUCAACGAGAUCCUCGGUUGAACGAGAUCUUAUUUCCAUUCUAUGAUCCUAAAAGAGCAAUGCAGAUAAUUGAGACAUAUGAGCCAGAUGAUGAUUUAAAAAACAAAGGUCUCAUGUCAAGUGAUGGAUUUUGUCGGUACUUGAUGUCAGAUGAGAAUGCACCCGUAUUUUUAGACCGUUUAGAAUUAUACCAAGAAAUGGAGCAUCCUUUGGCUCACUACUUCAUUAGCUCCUCCCACAAUACAUAUCUCACAGGAAGACAGUUUGGUGGAAAGUCAUCGGUGGAGAUGUAUAGACAAGUCCUCUUAGCUGGAUGCAGGUGUGUCGAACUUGAUUGCUGGGAUGGAAAAGGUGAAGACCAAGAACCAAUAAUUACACAUGGAAAGGCAAUGUGUACAGACAUUCUUUUCAAGGAUGUGAUUCAAGCCAUUAGGGAAACUGCAUUUGUAACAUCUGAGUAUCCUGUCAUCCUGUCAUUUGAAAAUCACUGCAGCAAAUAUCAACAAUAUAAAAUGUCAAAAUACUGUGAAGAUAUUUUUGGAGAUCUUCUAUUAAAGCAACCCCUAGAAACAUAUCCACUCGAGCCAGGAAGACCCUUGCCUUCCCCAAAUGACCUUAAAAGAAAGAUCCUUAUUAAAAACAAAAGGUUGAAACCAGAAGUGGAAAAAAAACAGCUUGAAACCUUGAAAAGUAUGAUGGAAGCUGGUGAAACUGCUGCUCCUGUUAGCAUCUUGGAAGAUGAUACUGAAGAAGAGAUAGAAAGUGCUGACCAAGAAGAAGAAGCCCAUCCAGAGUACAAAUUUGGAAGUGAGCUUUCUGCAGAUGACUUGAGCCAAAAAGAAUCUGUAGCCAACAAUGUGAAAAAGGCUGUGGACGAUUCUGAACAAGAAAACAAUAAAAAGGGUGUAAUAACUGCAGAAGAUGAGCAAGCGUGGAUGGCUUCUUACAAAUAUGUAGGUGCCACGACUAAUAUACACCCAUACUUAUCAACAUUGAUCAACUAUGCUCAGCCUGUUAAGUUUCAAGGUUUCCAUGUAGCGGAAGAACGCAAUAUUCACUACAAUAUGUCCUCUUUUAAUGAGUCUGUUGGGCUUGGUUAUUUGAAAACACAUGCAAUUGAGUUUGUCAACUAUAAUAAACGGCAAAUGAGUCGGAUAUACCCAAAGGGAGGCAGAGUGGAUUCCAGCAAUUACAUGCCUCAAAUUUUCUGGAACGCUGGAUGCCAGAUGGUCUCACUCAACUAUCAGACCCCAGAUCUAGCAAUGCAAUUGAAUCAGGGAAAAUUUGAAUAUAAUGGAUCAUGCGGGUUUCUUCUUAAACCAGAUUUUAUGAGGCGACCUGAUCGAACAUUUGAUCCUUUCUCUGAAACUCCUGUAGAUGGUGUUAUUGCAGCAACGUGUUCAGUACAGGUAAUAUCCGGUCAGUUUUUAUCAGACAAAAAAAUUGGUACAUACGUAGAAGUGGAUAUGUAUGGCCUGCCUACUGACACGAUACGCAAAGAAUUCCGAACACGGAUGGUGAUGAACAAUGGCCUGAAUCCUGUUUACAAUGAAGAGUCAUUUGUGUUCCGAAAGGUCAUUCUUCCAGACCUUGCAGUCUUGAGGAUAGCGGUUUAUGAUGACAACAACAAACUCAUUGGCCAAAGGAUACUGCCUCUAGAUGGCCUUCAAGCAGGUUACAGACACAUUUCUCUUCGAAAUGAAGGCAACAAACCAUUAUCUCUGCCAACAGUCUUCUGCAACAUUGUACUCAAAACAUAUGUGCCUGAUGGCUUUGGAGACAUUGUGGAUGCCUUGUCAGAUCCAAAGAAAUUUUUAUCUGUCAUGGAGAAAAGAGCAGACCAGAUGAGAGCUAUGGGAAUUGAAACGAGUGAUAUUGCUGAUGUUCCAAAUGACACUUCAAAGAAUGAAAAAAAAGGCAAAGCAAACAAUCCCAAAGCAAAUGUUACUCCUCAGACUAGUGCUGAACUUAGACCAAAUACCACUUCUGGUGUGGGACCUGGAAUGGAAGCUAAGAAAGGUAUAGACCUCAUUCCUCAAGUGAAGAUAGAGGACUUAAAGCAAAUGAAGGCAUACGUCAAGCAUUUGAAAAAACAGCAAAAAGAGCUGAGCGCUUUAAAGAAGAGGCAUGCAAAGGAAUAUAGUGUUAUGCAAAAGCUGCACUGCACACAAGUUGACAAAUUAGUAGCACAAUAUGACAAAGAGAAGCUGGCUUAUGAGAAAAUCCUUGAAAAGGCAAUCAAGAAAAAAGGAGGAAAUAAUUGCCUUGAAAUGAAAAAAGAAAUUGAAAAUAAAAUCCAGAUACUAACAUCAGAUCACAAAUCUAAGGUAAAAGAAAUGGUAGCACAGCACACAAAAGAGUGGUCUGAAAUGAUUAAUACACAUAGUGCCGAAGAGCAAGAAAUGCGUGACUUGCACCUGAGCCAGCAAUGCGAGUUACUGAAGAAGCUCCUAAUUAAUGCUCAUGAACAGCAGACCCAGCAACUAAAGCUUUCUCAUGAUAGAGAAAGUAAAGAAAUGCGUGCCAACCAAGCAAAAAUUUCUAUGGAAAACAGUAAAGCCAUAAGCCAAGAUAAAUCUAUCAAAAAUAAAGCUGAGAGAGAGAGGCGUGUCAGGGAACUGAACAGCAGCAACACAAAAAAAUUUCUGGAAGAGAGAAAACGGCUGGCAAUGAAGCAAUCAAAGGAAAUGGAUCAGCUGAAAAAGGUUCAACUUGAGCAUCUAGAAAUCCUGGAGAAGCAGAAUGAACAGCUUUUGAAAUCUUGUCAUGCCGUCUCACAAACUCAAGGCGAAGGAGAUGCAGCAGAUGGUGAAGCUAGAAGCAGAGAUGGACCGCAGGCCAGCCACAGUGGUGUAAAGCUCCAACAUGCAAACUGAAGUCACAAAGUCCAGUAUUUUUGUAUUUCCAAAGCUGACUCACUGAGGAUUAGGAGGCGGUGUCUCUUCAGCUUAGUGUCAAGUGUAGCUGCAGAUCACUGACUAAGAGCUUGGAGUUAUUUGUAACAUCUGGAGUACUGUCUUUCAUUUUAUUUUUGCCACAGUAGAUCAUGCUUCUCAAAAAAGGAAGAUGAUUUUAAAAUCCUGUCUAGUUCAGAAAAAUGCUGCCCUUUCAAUGAGAUGUCUGACUGUGUUGUGAAUACAGGAUCAGAGCAGUCUAAUCUAGCAACACGCUCUUUCUUGCUCUCAGAGAAUUUGCACUUGUCUGUUGUUAACUUGUACUGGUAUUUUAUAUGAUACAUUGCCUGGGCCUCCUGGGCUUUUGAGAGCCAGCCAGGCGUCCUGUAACUUCCCCCAACCACUCAGCACCCUGUAGCAACGUGUUUUUAUGAGGGACACUAUUUUUUAAAUGUAGUUUGUAAUGAAUUUGACACCAUAAACAUCUAUCUAGGAGGAAGUAAUCUUAAUCUGUUUUGUCGCAAAGGCAACCUGGAACUGUAGCAAAGGUGUUGAAAAUUCAAUUGACCUAUUGGGAAACCACCAUCAAUAAAACCAACAGAGUAGAUAAACAUGCAGUAUGGAAACUUUGCAGGUGAUGUCUGUAUUCAGACAUAGCAAGUGUCAUAUUGGGUUGGUCUUGUCUGGAUGAAGCUGAUGGUGUGGAAGAUGCUGCUGAAAAGGGUUGCCAGGGUGGCAAAUGGCUGUCCGUGUGCCAAAUUUCCUCAGUUUGAUUAAAAAGUAAAGAACUUUAUUGCAGGCACUUUAACAAACGUUUACAUCCUAUUCAGUAAUGGCAUUUUGAUCUACUUGUUACCAGUCCCAAAUACCGCAGCUCAUCGUAUCUUAAAUUUGUUAAAUAGCUGUUGGGGGAGAAAAAGUUUGUAACUGUGAAAAUGUAAAGUAUUUAUACACAUGCAAUCACAAUAUUGUAGAAGAUCACAUACCUGUGGCUACAUUGAUAACAGUAGUAAACCAAAUUCUAUUUGCAUGUGGUACAAACACCAAUUUUGACUUCAGUGAAUAUUGUAUGACCUCACAGUCAUUCUCUAACUGGUAAAUACAGAGUCAAUGUAUGAUACAGAAUAUUUGAUUAAUUAACAAAGCAUAAGUAUAUAUAUAUGUGUGUAUAUGAAUUAUGUGGGCAUUCUUAAUACUAGUUGAAAAGGAAAGUAUGUUAAUUUAAUUUUACACAAUAUAUUUAUGCAGAUUUUCAGACUUUCAUAUCAGGAAUAACCCUUUUUAUGUCUAUUAGAUAUCAAAAAAUUUGCUACAGUAUUAAUGUGCAUGUCCUUAACGCCUGCUGUAGUGAAAAUGCAGAACAAUGCAUGUCAGCCUUCUGCUUGGCAUCGCCCAUGCUACCAACAUAAAGGAAAAACUGGUAGUUUAGAACAAAUCAGAUGACUGAUUUCAAUAACACUCAGUACCAAUCAUGUUGUUGUAUAUGCUUGUACAAACUGAUUCUACAUAUUCCUAUAAAUGACAUGAAUAUAUAAUUAUGUAACAAUCCCAAGACCUAACUUUCAAGUUAUCUAAUAAAAAAUGCAAAUGAAGUACCAAA